Truncatella angustata is the source of this 1957-nucleotide messenger RNA. RefSeq names its product major facilitator superfamily domain-containing protein. Bases 119 to 1783 code for a protein of 554 amino acids. Gene Ontology annotation, molecular function: fluconazole transmembrane transporter activity. The record is from RefSeq and is a predicted model, not a curated record. NCBI's taxonomy places the organism in Eukaryota, Fungi, Ascomycota, Sordariomycetes, Amphisphaeriales, Sporocadaceae. Gene Ontology annotation, biological process: xenobiotic detoxification by transmembrane export across the plasma membrane. The transcript has 5 exons.
UUCUUUGACUGAGUGUGACUGAAGAGAUUGAAAAAGUCUGGUGAGAGCGAACGCACUGCAUUCUCGUUGCACUGCACUUUCGUUGCACCACGCCAAUCCCACCAAAAUACCGCCCAACAUGCAGCUUCACAUGGAGAGCACCAUCUUUGGCCAGCUUGUCCGCGCCAUCACGGGUAACAAGGCCUUUCGGUAUCCCGAUGAGCGUGAUCCCUCGCUGUGGGAAAAGUCAAUCCAGCGAGACGAGCCACAACCCCAGCAACAGUCGCAGCAGUCGCCAUCGCCUUCGCAGGACACCAACGGCGCUGGCGACGCGUCCGACAAAGAGGCACAAGACCUCUCAUCUACAGCUACGGAAAAACAACCAGAAAACGGCCAUGGCGACCUUGAUGAUCUCGUGGUAGGCUGGUAUGGCCCGGAUGAUCCAGAGAAUCCUCAGAACUGGCCCAACAGCUUGAAGCAUUUGAUCGCCUUCCAAAUGUGUCUCCUGAACUUCGCGGUGUACAUUGCGAGCUCAAUCUACGUUCCUGGAGAGCCCUAUCUUAUGGAGGAGUUUCACGUCAGUUCCGUUGUUGCAACCUUGGGUCUUUCGCUGUUUACUUUUGGCUACGGCCUCGGUCCAAUGCUGUGGUCGCCUUUGUCGGAACUGCCACAGCUCGGACGGACUGGUAUCUUCUUCUGGACGCUCUUGGCCUUCGUUAUAUUCCAACUCCCCGUCGGUUUCGCCCCAAACAUUGCUUGCUUCCUGUUCUUUCGAUGGCUCACAGGCUUCUGUGGUAGCCCCUGCCUAGCGACUGGCGGUGGUACCAUCAACGACAUAUACCCAGGCCCUACAGUACCAUACCUCCUUUGUCUCUGGUCGUCAGCGGGUAUCAUGGGACCCGUGUUUGGCCCUAUCAUCGGUGGUUACCUUGCGCCCAGCAUGGGAUGGCGGUGGACUAUCUGGGUGUUCACAUUCCUAUGUACCCUUGUGCUUAUUGUCAUGUUCUUCUUGUUUCCCGAGACUAGUGCCGCCAACAUCCUGUACAAACGGGCUAAAAGACUCAGGAAAGCGACGGGGAACAGCCGUUUGAAGAGCCAAACCGAAACAGAGUCUGUCCACUAUUCUCCGAAGGACAACCUACUGCUUCUAGGAAGAGCAUUCGUCCUUACCUUCACCGAGCCAAUCAUCCUCUUUGUCGACAUGUAUGCCGCUCUUCUUUACGGCAUUCUAUUCAUAUGGUUCGAGUCAUUCCCCAUUGUAUUUGGCGAUAUUUACCAUUUCAGUUCUGGCCAACAAGGACUUGUGUUUUUCGGCAUUCUCGUUUUCACAUGCAUAGCUGUUCCAUUCUUCCUCUUGUGGAUCAAGAAGGGUCUCAUACCGCCAAUGAUGUCGGGCAAGUUCAAGCCUGAAAUGGUGUUACCGCCCGCAUUCGUCGGUUGCUUCGCACUCCCCGUUUGUCUGUUCUGGUAUGGUUGGUCGGCAAGAGAGGAUGUGCACUGGAUAGUCCCAGUCAUCGGCUCUGGCUUGUUUGCAAUCUGCAUGGUUACAUUGUUCAACUCGGUCUACAUGUACAUCGGAAUCAUCUAUGCUCCGUCCGCAGCAUCCGUUUUCGCAGGUGCCACUUUGUUCCGCGCCUCACUCGGUGCAGCUUUCCCCCUCUUUGCAAGCUCACUAUUCACUAAGCUUGGUGUUGGUCCUGGCAACUCGCUACUCGGCGGCCUCGCAGUGCUAUUCAUUCCCAUUCCAUUCGUAUUCUAUCGUUAUGGUGAACGAAUUAGAAAAUUGAGCAAGCACGCUGGAUAAUUCAAUAUCAAUAGGGUGGUGAGACUGGAGCUGGGAAGGUAGAUGAUGCCACAGUUCUUUUUUAGUCUUUGUAUCCAUUCCAACAUGUAAUACUGACGGCUGGAAUGCUUUGCCAGCCGUAAUAGCCCUAUGCUUCGCGCGGUGUUCGGUUCUGAUGCCGACCAAUCCACGACA